Molecule: messenger RNA, 1533 nt
Organism: Saccoglossus kowalevskii
Lineage: Eukaryota; Metazoa; Hemichordata; Enteropneusta; Harrimaniidae
Product: cytochrome P450 1A5-like
Biological process (GO): progesterone metabolic process; hormone biosynthetic process
Molecular function (GO): iron ion binding; heme binding; steroid 17-alpha-monooxygenase activity
Source: RefSeq, a predicted model, not a curated record
AUGAUCACUUAUAUCCUGCAUAAUAUCUUUGAUAUUCUUAACACUCCAACUAAUGUUAUUUUACUGUUGUUGGUGUUUAUCAUAACAUAUGGAUUGUUCAGUUUACGUAAACCAUCUGGGUUUCCACCUGGACCAAUGGGAUAUCCGUUUAUUGGCAAUAUGAUUGAAGUAGAUAACGAACCUCUAGUAACUCUUGCAAAAUAUGGUAAGAAAUAUGGAGAUGUAUUUACAAUCAAGAUUGGCAGUCAGCCUGUGAUUGUACUCAACACAGUAGACGUUAUUAAAGAAGCAUUGGUGAAGAAACAGAACGAUUUUGCUGGGAGACCAUACUACUAUUCACUGUCAGGUUUGAUGGCGGAAGAGUGUGAAGACAUUACAUUUGGUAACUACAGUGCUAAGUGGAAGCUGCAGCGAAAAAUAGGACACCAAGCCAUCAGAAACUAUGCAAGUGGAGACAAACUAGAAUCACUGAUACGGUAUGACGCCUUUCCCAGUUUUCAGAGAGCUGUCGCUAGAGAAAAUGGAAAACCAUUUCGUCCCCAUUCACUAAUUUAUCUGCUUGUAGGGAACAUCAUUCUUUCCAUGUGUUUGGGGAAGAAAUUCGAAAAUGACGAUCCUGAAUUUCUAAAGAUUCUCGAAGUUCUGAAUAACUUGGAUCAAGCUAUUGGGAAUGGACUGGUCGCUGACUUUGUUCCAAUAUUUCGCUACAUACCUACUCCUGGUGUAAACAGAUUAAAGAAAGUUCUGAAGGAGUGGUUCAACUUAAUUCAAAAUCAGGUCAAUGAAAGUAAAGGCAAAUUUGACUCUGGUAAUAAUGACGUGAAAAGUCUCAUCGACGAUCUCUUAUCAAUUCAGCGUAAAGCAGAGUUGGCCGGUGAAGACCUUGCCAAGCAACUUACAGACGUUAAUCUACGUCAGACCCUUGCUGAUCUAGUUGGAGGGGGUUUGGAUAUCACCAUAUCUUUAUUAGAUUGGGCCGUUGCUUUUCUGACGUAUUACCCAGAUGUACAGUUUAAAGUACAAAGUGAAAUCGAUGACGUCAUUGGCGAUGGCCGUCUACCGUUGUUAUCUGAUAAGGGUAAACUACCAUACUGUGAAGCAGUAAUUCGUGAACUUCUGCGAAUAAGACCGGUGGUACCGCUUAGCGUACCCCAUGCUACUACAGUUGAUACGUCUGUGGGUGGGUAUGUAGUACCAAAGGAUACAUGGAUUUGGUGUAACCUGUGGAAUGUCCAUAUGAAUGAGAAACAUUGGGACAAACCAGAAGAGUUUCGUCCAGAACGAUUCUUGGAUGCAGAUGGAGCAUUGCUGCCACACCCAGACAGUUUCAUGCCUUUUUCAGCUGGACGCCGAGUGUGUAUGGGAGAAGCAUUGGCUAAGAAUGAAUUAUUUCUCAUUUUCACGAGUUUGUUUCAAAACUACACAUUUAAGGUACCACCUGGGAGCAAGAAGCCAUGCUUAAAGGGACACUGCGCUGGUUUGGUUAUGCGAUGUGUUUCAUAUGAAGUUAUUGCCAUUGAAAGGCGCAAAUGA